Trichoderma asperellum CBS 433.97 is the source of this 777-nucleotide messenger RNA. RefSeq lists its product as uncharacterized. The record is from RefSeq and is a predicted model, not a curated record. Lineage: Eukaryota; Fungi; Ascomycota; Sordariomycetes; Hypocreales; Hypocreaceae.
AUGGGCAUUAUUAAAAUCUGUACCGCCGCCUUCGCGAUUUUGCCUUUCGCAAUCGCCACACAGACUUUUCAAAAUGGGGGUACUACAGCUGGGUUCGACUACGUUCGACAUGAGAAUAAAGGACAAGUUCUACAAGUAGCGGAUAUUACAUACAAAGGCAACUCGGCGCUCCUAAUGCAGCAAACAUACACACCUGGCUACACUGGUCGAUAUCACUCCGAGGUGGAUCACAACCAAGGCUAUCAACGUGGAGACGAACUGUUUUACGGUUUCAUGUUCCGCUUGUCAUUCACAUGGGAAUUCGAUCAGCAGUCCUACAAUAUCGCUCAGUUUAUCGCUGACCGACCUGGGGCUGGUUGUGACGACGACGACUGGAUGCCUUCCUCGCUUAUCUGGCUAGAAGGUAAUCAGCUCAAUUCCCGAAUUGUUAGCGGCAAUUACCGCCAGCCGGACUGCAGCCGUACAUUCACGGGAACUGGAAACAUUGCUACUGUUUCUGCCGGAGUUUGGCACAAAGUUAUCAUCCAAGCCAAGUGGGCAAGCGACAGUUCAGGUUACUACAAAAUGUGGUUCGAUGGAAACAAAGUUUAUGAGCAUUAUAACAUUGCUACGACAACCAAUGAUGAUGCCAUAUUUGCAUUUCGGGUGGGUUUGUAUGCUAACGGCUGGCAUGACGAUAAAAAGAUGGUUGGUAAUCAGGGAUUCCGUCAAGUUUGGUAUGAUGAGGUUGCUGUCGGUACUACUUUCGCGGAUGUAGACCCUGAUCAGUACGAGUAA